UAUUGCAUGUGUUUAUUAUUUUUUCUUCAUUCAUUUUACAAUUUCUUGUCGUUUAAGAUGAAAUUUCUUGUAUUCCUUAUUAUUAUACUUCAAAUUCUAAAUAAUUCACUGGAAUUCGUACAACUAAUUAAUUGUCCAGCAGACAUUGUACCAGUGAAAAAUCAGCAACAAAUUUGCGCAAGAAUAACUUGUCUUUCACCUCAGAAAUUCGACAUAAUAAGAUGUUCGGAUAUAAAAUGUCCGGAGGGAAAACAAAUUGGUUUGAAGAAUGAGGAUAAUUCGAAAAUGUAUCCUGACUGUUGUGGUGGACCUAUUUGUGAAAGUUAAUAUUAUUUUUGACAAAUUUUCGACAAGGUAUUUAAUUUUAUAAAAUUAAAAUUAUGUCACUCUUUUAAAAAUAAUAUAAUAAAUACAAUUUAUUUUUUUCAUUAAUUAAUAAAUG
This is a messenger RNA of Leptopilina heterotoma, 442 nucleotides long. RefSeq lists its product as uncharacterized. The record is from RefSeq and is a predicted model, not a curated record. Bases 7 to 327 code for a protein of 106 amino acids. NCBI's taxonomy places the organism in Eukaryota, Metazoa, Arthropoda, Insecta, Hymenoptera, Figitidae. The transcript is spliced from 3 exons.